AAUUUAGAUACGGAAUAACCGUCUACAGAGGGUCACGGGAAUCAAAGGAGGCAAGUUUGAAGUGAACCUGAUGUAACGAAUUAAGAUCUUCGCUCUAUUCCCUAUCAUUUUCGCUCUCCAGAUUCUCUGAAUCUGAAGUUUUUGUGGUCAGUGAUUUUUGUUUAUUGCUAUUACUAUUGAGAUCUUCACGCGCGCUGCUGUGCAUGCUCCCCCAGUAAACAAGGUACAUUCUGGCUAGACGCAAACUGCUACACCUAACUUUAGUCCCUCGCUUAUGUCUAAUGUAAAGUCGAAGGGUGUGUCUGAUAUAUUUUGCGAUGCACAUGCCUUGCAUGUAGUUGAUACAAGCAGAGCCAAAGAUGGAGUGUGGUUAGUCAAAGUCCCGAAAUAUUUAGCUGAACUUUGGCAUAAUGCUGGCCCUGAUGGUGUAGUUGGUAAAGUUGUGAUUGCAAGUUCAACGAGUGCAUCUCAGAACGGCAACAAAGGUCCAGGUUCGCAAGUAACGCUUGUUACAGACCCUGAACUAUUAAAUCAAGUUGGGGAGUCUGGAAAACUGAUACCAAAGGAACACCAAUUUCUGAUUCAAACUUCUACAUCAUCAAAUAAUACACCUGCAGCUGUUCGCCCAGGUCAAACGACACCAAGUUCGACAGCUCAAAGGCGUCCUGGGGCUAUAUCUGGACAAGAACUUAUAAUACUAUGCGAAGACGACCUUGCAUGUGCACAGGCUAACUCGUUUCCACCUUCGGCGAGUAACACAACUCUGAUUUCCUCUGCAUCUCCUCCGUCUCCAUUCUCGAAUAAACCGUAUUCUCGUUACUCUCGGCGGCUAUCUUUGUUUGGGCGUGUAAACAGUCGAGCCGAAUGCAGACCACCACCUAAUACAAGAUAUAUGAUGCUCAAAGCUCAACAGCUCAAAGCAAAGAAUCGACCACGACAUGAAGUCUGUCUCCUUUAUGAACCAGUAAGGAAUUAUAAACCAGUUUCCAAUCAUGUGAACAAUAUCGAGUACGAGAAUCGGAAAAAGGCGGAGGGUAAAAACCUUAGACGUGAAAAAGAAGACGUCUUGCAGGAUUUGUUCAAAGCUUUCGAAAGACACCAAUAUUACUCUAUUAAAGAUUUGGUUGUACUUACUAAGCAACCAUUGUUAGCUUUAAUCAUAUUUCUGAUAAUGUUCAGAUGUUUACACCAUCAAAUCUGCUAGCAUGUACUACGUCCGGUGAUUGAUUGCAUAUAUCUCACUAUCAUUUGCUUACAACUGCAGUUAGAAAUUUCCCAGUACUUAUAGGUUAAAACUAUUGGUUUUAUCCAUUAUUUUUGUAUGUUAGGAUAAUUGUAUCAACUUGUUGUGCUUGUGUCGCUGAUGUGUUUUGACCCUUUUGUUUACGUUGUGUUUGUAAGCCAUUACCUUGAUUUCAAUAUGUGCUAGCACCAGUUUGUAUAUCUUAAAAUUAUCCGAAAAUAAUGCUGCUAUCAUUGUAUCGGGAAUGACUUAUUUUUACCAAGAUUAGUGCUGUCAUGUCAGAUACUUCGUUUGAAGUCAGACGACUAGUUAAAUCUAUUAAUUGCACAGAUUAGUGGUUGCAAUAUGAGGGUAGCUGUUUAUAAG
Schistosoma turkestanicum is the source of this 1609-nucleotide messenger RNA. Lineage: Eukaryota; Metazoa; Platyhelminthes; Trematoda; Strigeidida; Schistosomatidae. The record is from the annotation of a GenBank genome assembly.